GUUUGACAGAACGUUAGUGUCGAAACGGCACAUGGUGAAUAUUCCUUUUUGUGAAAAAACAAUUUAGAGAUAUGAAGAAAAAUUUAAUAAUAUUGCUGACGGGACUAUUUGCACAAAAUGUCGUUUCUCAAGAAGACUAUGAAAUCAAAAGGGGAACAUAUCCAUUCAUGGCUUUUAUUUAUUAUACCGACGAGAAACUGGUGGACAGCAACGGUGACCGCGUUAUGCAUGCUGGUAUACUUUUGAAGCCUGAAUGGCUUUUAUCUUCUUCUCUGGAGAGCGACCAAGUACCCUUAGCAUUCCCUCAAAAAACCCUUAUGGCUCGGCUUGGAAGUGUUGCUAUAGACAGCUCCUUAUCGCUAAAUGACGAUGAUGGUGAACAAGAACGAGAGAUAAUUGAAGUUAUACGGCCAUACAAUUUUACUGUGGAAACAUGGUGGUACAGCGAUAUAUCACUUUUGAAGACACUGACGCCGUUCAACAUAACAAUGGCCGUGAAGACCACUUCAAUGUCACCGAGAUCAACGGAUUUAGUCGAUAAAAAAUGCUUCAUAUUGCUGUACAUGAGGAAGAAUAGUACUGAAAAACUCUUAACUCAUAUGGCGGUUAAUGUCUUACCAGCAACUAUUGAAACCUGUGGUGACAAAUUCAGAGAAGGCAAAAUGAUUUGUGCCAAUGAUGUAGACAAGAAAACGGAUACUAGUGAUUCCAAAUUUUGCAGCGGUAAUAGUGGAGGUCCUUUAUUAUGCUACACUGAGCCAGUAGGACUACAGACAUAUAUAAACAAUUGCGAUGUUCCUCAUCUUUACCACAUAUUCUCCGGUUGGACUGACUUCAUAAAGUGUGCCAUUCAAGACGAAUGUCAUGAAGAUCAAUGCUCCGCAGUGUGUACUGCCAUUAACAAAGAUCCAAAUGAAUCGUCUACAGCAGUAGCAACUGAACAGGCAAAAGUAAUGUUAAUGGAAUAUCCUCACAAAGAAAUUAAAGAGGACACGCCAGCAGUGACAAAUUUUGGAAAUGAGUCUGAUGAAAGCAACGCUGCUCAGGAAACUAGUUAUGAAACACCAACAGUGACGAAUGCUAGAGUCGAAGAAGUGACAACAUCUACAUCCACUACUACAACUACCCAGGAAACAGCUAUGAUGGAAGAUGGUAGCACUUCGGAGACUAUUGUGGCACAAGAAUCAGAGUCCACUAGUUUAUCGAGUGUUGCUGAGACGAUUGAGCGACGAACUAAUCCUGAAGCCCGACAACUCCCAAAGAAAACUAGAAGCGGAGCUUUUGUGUUCACACCAUGCAUAUCUAAAAUUUUAGUUAUCUUAUUUAGUCUACUUUAUUGAUUUUACUAUUGUUCGUCCUUCAUUUUAGUUGUAACUCUAUGAUUUAGAAUAAACAUUUCUUUCUUUUCCAAUAA
Molecule: messenger RNA, 1414 nt
Organism: Leptidea sinapis
Lineage: Eukaryota; Metazoa; Arthropoda; Insecta; Lepidoptera; Pieridae
Product: tissue-type plasminogen activator-like
Exons: 6
Coding region: 72-1340 (422 amino acids)
Biological process (GO): proteolysis
Molecular function (GO): serine-type endopeptidase activity
Source: RefSeq, a predicted model, not a curated record